This is a messenger RNA of Mercenaria mercenaria, 2730 nucleotides long. RefSeq lists its product as uncharacterized. The record is from RefSeq and is a predicted model, not a curated record. Gene Ontology annotation, cellular component: plasma membrane; cell junction. Gene Ontology annotation, molecular function: protein binding. The transcript is spliced from 14 exons. Lineage: Eukaryota; Metazoa; Mollusca; Bivalvia; Venerida; Veneridae. Gene Ontology annotation, biological process: positive regulation of hippo signaling. The coding region runs from base 216 to 2474 and encodes 752 amino acids.
UCGAAUGUCGUGAUAAUUACAAUUGUAAAUAUUUUGGAACUAUGUCAACAGUCAAAAUUACAAAAUUUGCAUCUGAUAUGAUAUAUAUCCAAAUAACUGCGUUAUAAUUAUAAAAUUUGCAGAGUUUCUAAGGUCACACCGAGCGUUUUACACUUACAAAUUACGGUUUUAUGGUUUGUUGUUGUGUUAUAGGUUGUUAAAAGUUCGAAUUGAAGAUGGAAGCGGGAGAUUUUCCACACCUUGACACUGAAACAGACACAACCCUCAAAGACCUUGAUUUUGAUCAGAUAAGACAAGAAAGAUUUGACAGAAACAGACAUUUCUUGGAGAGUGUAAAUCCUACAUUUGCUGCAAAGGUGUUUCCUGGUCAUGAGCAUGAAGGGAAGCAUCUCAGUGCUAGAGAACAAGCAGCUGUCACCAUUCAGAGAUUCUGGAGAGGUUUUAAGGGGAGAGAAGCAUAUGUCUCUGCAUUGUGGGAAAAGUUUGAAAAGGAGGAAGAAGAGCAACAGGAAAAAGUGAAAUAUCAGAUGGAGGAGGGAGAAUUGCUUGUUGAGAAUCAUCAGCUUGAAGUGUUGCUGGAUGAUGGCAGAACAACACGGAGAAAUGCAGAGAGGCGUUACAUAUCUAAAGUGAUUACAAUCCAGAGGGCCUGGAGAACAUAUCUUGAAAAACAAGCAUCUGAAGGGUCUAAAAGUAAUACAGAUAACCAUGGUAAUGAUAAAGACAACUUAAAGUCUGGUAAGGUCAAGAGGUCAAAUCCAUUUGAAAAUGUUACUGAUGAUACAAUAAGUGAGGACAUAGAAACAGAAAGUAGUGAAACAUUUAUGUAUAACCCUUUGACUGAAAAUGUAAAGGCAACUGAAAGCUGGGUAAAAAAGUCACCAUUAAUAAACAAUUUCUUUAGAAUUGAUAACAAAAGUAAAAAUGAGGAGAAGUUGAAUAUCCAUGAACUGUCACCAAAACAACAAAGAAAACACAAUCUAUUGUCAAAGGCGCAUGAGUUUGUGCAGCUGAAAAAGUUAGAUUCAAAGGUGUUACCUUUUGACCUUCACCUUCAUAUAGCUGAGGGUGAAAGUUCAGAAUCCAAGUCUUUUGAUAUAGAGGGAGGUAAUAUCAUGUCUACAGAGAUGCCACCAUCAGUAGAUGGAGAUAAGAGUGGGGUAGCGUCCCCUCAUAGUCAAGUUCACUCAGAGUUUAACGAACCUGUUUGUAAUGUUAAGGUAAAUGUUGAAGAUAGUGAUAUUAAUGGAAAAACAAAUUCAAAGGGAGAUAAUUGUGUUGAUACUGUUAAUAAACAUCAUGUAAAGGGAAAUAACCCUUUUAUAGAGAAAUCUUUAGGAGCAGAUAACUCAUCAAUCUGUGAUACAAAUCAUUCUGAAUCUCAAAACACCUGUGAUACAAAGGAAGGUAACUCUCAUUUAAAUGCAAAGGGAAACAAAUCUACCUGUGAUACAACCAAGGAGAGUAACUCUUGUCAAACUAAAGAUAAACAGGAAAUUGGCCAAAUUGUGACAGUAAAUUCCAAGGGAAGUAACUCAGGGAGAAAAGACGAUGUUGAAAGUGCAUUUGAUGUGUAUAACAUAGAAACAGCCCUUCCAUAUAUAGACUGGUCAUCACUUGAGGAGAAGUUGAAAGCUGCUAGUGAGGAGGCCAGAUUGAUCCAGGAGGCCCGACGCAAUGACAGGGAAGAGAUUCGGAAGAAGCUUGCAAUGGGUGGAGAAGACGGACUGGAUGAUGACGAUGAUGAUGAUGAUGAAAUAACUUACAAGAAACCAAAUAUUCAGUCACGCUUACAUAGUGGAUUACAGAUAUGUUUUAUGAAUGAGUCUCCAGGUGAUACUGACAACGAAGGUCUGUCUCCACGGCAACAUGAAAUCCAUGACAAUGUGAAACUUAUGAAGAAUGUCAGUAACCUUGUUGAUUCUGAUAACAAUUUGAGUUCUGUAACCGAUUUAAACAAUCCUACCCCACCCACCACUUCAAUACAGAGUUCAAGUCCGCCGAGAUUAAAACCGGGAGAAGAUAACGUGAAGACAGAAGAUUUUCAUUCCAGACAAGAACAGUUGCAGAAUGAGGCAAAAAUGGCACUUGCGCAGGCUGGGUCUAUGGCUCACAUGCAGUUGGAAAUUGAGAAACAGUUGAAAAAGAAAUCCCCAAUGGCUGAAAUGGUUGGGAUUCCAGGUUUGGGGGAGAAACAUAGAAAAAAGCUCAGUUUAAGGCAACUACAGCAAAUGAACUUGACUUCCAUACAAGUCCUGUAUAAUGAUUUACAGACACAGAUUGAAAGUUUGAAUGAGGAGCUUGUACAUCUACUGAUGGAGAGGGACGAGUUACACAUGGCCCAGGAUUCCAUGUUGGUUGAUAUUGAAGAUUUAACAAGGAGAGCGGAGGAGUUAGCCGAGCGUGCCAAUCGUACUGGAGGGAAUAAAGGAAACAAGACGAAUAGUGUUAACGGCAAACUUCCUGCAAGAUAGCAUUUACAACUGUAUAAUAUAAAUAAACUUACAUACACUGUGUUAUAUAUAACAACAGAAACAAGACGAAUAGUGUUAACUGCAAACUUCCUGCAAGAGGCAUUAACAGCUGAUUAAUAUUUAUAAACUUACAUAUACUGUGUUAUAUAUAACAACAGGAACAAGACAAAUUGUGAUGAAGGAUCACUUCCUGCAAACUAGCAUUUACAGCUGUAUAAUACAAAUAACAAAUUUUCAUACACUGUUUUAUAUAUAA